CUAGAUACAUCUAUCCUUGCCUUUGGUCGUCUAGAAGCUGACUGUUAUUUCAUCUCCAAGUCGGUCAGCCUCCCAAAAUGGAUCCUGAAAAGAAUUGUGAGGACUGGACAGGCAUCGAAAACAGGAAGCAGCGGAAGAAAGUCCAGAAUCGGAUAAAUCAAAGAGCUCACAGAAAACGAGUAAGCGAGAAAAAGGCCCAAGAUCCAAGAUCUGGACGCCGUCCGUACCGAGUGGAUCGUUGGCGAAUUGCAAAUGACAAACCCUCCCAACCCAGGAACACCGAAUGGACCUCGACAAACGUGUUGGCAAUUCGAACUUCAUCUCAGCAAACGGCUGGGCUAGCUAUUCUAGCAGAGUCUGACAGAUCACCCAACGUCCACUUUCCUCUUCCUGCCGACCAUUUACUACGUCUUAUCCACUACAAUGUAUAUCGAGCACUUGUUUCCAACAAGGACGUCCUGAGGCAUUUUGCGAGAAUAAUCAUAAUCACCCCAAGUGAUGCUGUUGGCAAUCUACAGCCUAGCAGACGACUUUGCGGUGGUCCAACGACCAUCCACCCCCUCUCUACGGGCCUUCCAGGUUCACUCUUUCCGACAUCGUUACAGAUGGUCCAUCCUCACUCUAACUGGAUCGACAUGUUUCCGUUCCCACAAAUCCGGGACAAUCUCAUUCAAUGCGAGGACUCUGUUGACGUGGUGGACUUUCUGAGGGAUCUCUUUGGAGAUAUGGUGAACAAUAGUCUAUCUAUCACGCCGGAAUCAUCUGACCCCUUGCCGACCUCUGCCCAAAUGCUACUUCAAGGGGAAGACGAUGACGACCCGGUUACUGCUGGACGGAGGGGAUUGAUUGUAUGGGGGGAGCCGUACGUGAAGGAAAGCUGGGAGGCUACUCCGGGGUUCCUCAAGAAAUGGGCAUGCCUGUUAAAGGGCUGCGAGGAGUUGAUUGAAACAAGCAAUCGCUGGAGGGCAAUAAGGGGAGAAGAUCCACUUAUUCUAGCUAAUUGAUUUGCUCCUUCUCUAUGGGAUUUUGUAGCCCGAAACCUUACAACUGGAUUGACCGUGUGCCUGGGAUAAAGGCAUGUCAGCGCACCACAACAGGUCGAAUUCAACACGAGCCUUGUAAAAACAAUGCAUGUCCGAUG
Molecule: messenger RNA, 1141 nt
Organism: Aspergillus novofumigatus IBT 16806
Lineage: Eukaryota; Fungi; Ascomycota; Eurotiomycetes; Eurotiales; Aspergillaceae
Product: bZIP transcription factor
Exons: 2
Coding region: 78-1004 (308 amino acids)
Source: RefSeq, a predicted model, not a curated record